GGCGUGGCCUGGAUGCGCGGGCGCCAGGGGCUGCACGUCCUCAGACCAAACUACAACUCCCAGGACGCACUAGGCGCUGCCGCCCACGCGACGUCACGGCGGCGGAGGCGCAGGCGGCUGGGCUCCCGGCGGGUGGACUGUUCGAGCCCUUCCGCUGGGACCCGGGCCCUGGCUCCGGCCCCGCGAUGGGAGCGCCCUCCGAGGGCUGAGCCUGUCAGCAUCCUCGAUGCACCCUGGUCCCUGAAGUCGGAGAAGAGCCCCUACCCACCUACACCCCCUUGCGCCAUUUCGGGUCACCUGGGUCCUCAGCCCUAGCGGCCACCAGAUCUGAAAGGAGCAGGACGAUGAUCCUGGCGUCGGUACUGGGGAGCGGCCCCCGGGGCGGGCCUCCGCUCCGGCCCCUCCUGGGGCCCACACUCGCGCUCCGGGCCCGCUCGACGUCAGCCACCGACACACACCACGUGGAGAUGGCUCGGGAGCGCUCCAAGACCGUAACCUCCUUUUACAACCAGUCUGCCAUCGACGCGGCAGCGGAGAAGCCCUCAGUCCGCCUCACGCCCACCAUGAUGCUCUACUCCGGCCGCUCUCAGGACGGCAGCCACCUUCUGAAAAGUGCUCGUUACCUGCAACAAGAACUUCCAGUGAGGAUUGCUCACCGCAUCAAGGGCUUCCGCUGCCUUCCUUUCAUCAUUGGCUGCAACCCCACCAUACUGCACGUGCACGAGCUAUACAUCCGUGCCUUCCAGAAACUGACAGACUUCCCUCCGAUUAAGGACCAGGCGGACGACACCCACUACUGCCAGCUGGUGCGACAGCUGCUGGAUGACCACAAGGAUGUGGUGACCCUCUUGGCAGAGGGCCUGCGUGAGAGCCGGAAGCACAUAGAGGAUGAAAUGCUCGUACGCUACUUCUUAGACAAGACGCUGACUUCGAGGCUUGGAAUCCGCAUGUUGGCCACGCAUCACCUGGCGCUGCAUGAGGACAAGCCUGACUUUGUCGGCAUCAUCUGUACUCGUCUCUCACCAAAGAAGAUUAUUGAGAAGUGGGUGGACUUUGCCAGACGCCUGUGUGAGCACAAGUAUGGCAAUGCGCCCCGUGUCCGCAUCAAUGGCCACGUGGCCGCCCGGUUUCCCUUCAUCCCUAUGCCACUGGACUACAUCCUGCCGGAGCUGCUCAAGAACGCCAUGAGGAUCUCAGACCGUGGUGGAGGAAUCGCUCACAAAGAUCUGGACCGGGUCAUGGACUACCACUUCACUACCGCUGAGGCCAGCACACAGGACCCCCGGAUCAGCCCCCUCUUUGGCCACCUGGACAUGCACAGUGGCGCCCAGUCAGGACCUAUGCACGGGUGAGACCCUGUCAGGCCAGGAUGGAGGGGUGGGGGACCCCAGGAGACUCAAGCCUCUGAAGCCUCCUGUCCUGUCCCCCUGCCCACCACCAGCUUUGGCUUCGGGUUGCCCACGUCACGGGCCUACGCGGAGUACCUCGGUGGGUCUCUGCAGCUGCAGUCCCUGCAGGGCAUUGGCACGGACGUCUACCUGCGGCUCCGCCACAUCGAUGGCCGGGAGGAAAGCUUCCGGAUCUGACCCCACAGCCUUUGGCCUGCUCACCUGACCAGCCUGGGCCGCAUUCCCUGCAGGACCUCCUGGGUCAGGCAGGGUGGCCUCCUGCUCCACACGCUGCUGCAUCUUGGGUCUCAGGGUCCCAGACAGAUGGACUUACAUGGAGCUGGGCACCGCCCCGCCUCAAUAGGGUCCAUUGUCUCCUCGCCUCCAGACCUUGGAGAGGGGAAGUGGGCACCCUGAGGCCUCCAGCACCAGCUCCGUCAUUCUCGUUCCUGGGGAACCCCCACUCUGACCUGUCGUUUGUUAUUAAAGUUCACAUUUUGAAUGCCC
This is a messenger RNA of Mandrillus leucophaeus (drill), 1895 nucleotides long. It is a transcript of the gene BCKDK, whose product is annotated as branched chain ketoacid dehydrogenase kinase. The record is from RefSeq and is a predicted model, not a curated record. The coding region runs from base 345 to 1352 and encodes 335 amino acids. Gene Ontology annotation, biological process: regulation of glucose metabolic process; protein phosphorylation. Gene Ontology annotation, cellular component: mitochondrion. Lineage: Eukaryota; Metazoa; Chordata; Mammalia; Primates; Cercopithecidae. Gene Ontology annotation, molecular function: pyruvate dehydrogenase (acetyl-transferring) kinase activity. The transcript has 10 exons.